GUGAUCCUGCUAUGAAACAGUUUCUACUUCAUUUGGAUGAAACCAACGCUCUCGGGAGAAAGUUUGUGAUUCAAGACCUGGAUGAAACGCAUCUGUUCCUAUCAGCUGAUAGCAUUGAUUUACUUCAAGAGAAAAUUGACGACCUCAUGGACAAACUGAACUUUCCCAUAGGUGACAAGCCUCAGUAACUGAAGACAUUUAAACUAGGGUGUAGAUUUAUUGGGAAAAUAAAUAUAAACUGUAGUGUUAUAUUCUGGAAAAAUAAGAAUGGCAAAUUUACUAAAAAUAUGGAGAAUUGCCUAUUCAGCAAACAUUCGUACUGCAAUCUUUUCUUGUAGCCAUGGUUACACUUCAUCGUCAGUACAAGAUGCCUCUGGAAACCAAGCAAAACCCUCGGGGUUCACAAAAUCAAAAACAUUUCAGCUUUUAGGCCAGCAGAUGAAUGAAGCGAAUCUGCCUGAUAAUGAUGUUGAGGAGAAAGAAAGUUUUGCCACAAUGUUACGUCACUCUAAGCUAAUGCAAUUAGGCAACCCUGAAUCACGUAUGCUGAUUGGAACAAUAAUAAACCUCAUAGAUGAUGAUUUAUACAUUGAUUUUGGUGGCAAGUUUCCAUGUGUGUGCAAAGUCCCUGCUGUUCGUAGCAACGAGUACACUUUAGGCAGAAAGGUCCGGUUGAAAUUACUAGAUUUAGAGUUAUCCUCAAAGUUCCUAGGUGCCACCAAGGAUGUAACUCUACUGGAAGCUGAUGCUGUACUCAUUGGUCUUUACUUCCCACCAGUUUAUAAAGAGUGACCUUUAAAACUAAAUGACUUGAAUCAGAUGUGUUUGCAACAAUGUGUCCAAUAUAUAUAUUGUCUCAUUUUUUCAUUGUAUGUUUAUGGAGAUGUGGUUAAUUGCUAACCCACAUUAGCGAAUAUCUCACAAAUGUAAAAUAAAAAAAAUGAAAUGAAGAUAUAAAAAGAUUGAAAAUGUUAAUACACUGUAUGUGUGUUCUUACAAAAUAUUUGUUGCAUGAAUAAGUGUGUGCAUUGAACAUCCACACAGCACAGCCUCAAAAUACCCAUUGCAGAUGUUUACUUAAGAAUAACAGCUAUAUGUUACGUUUGACAUUUUUUGAAAAAUUCUCUCUUUGAAAAUUUUCUUAACCCAAAAGAUAAGUAAUUGAAAUACCACAGUACAAUAUUAU
Molecule: messenger RNA, 1186 nt
Organism: Owenia fusiformis
Lineage: Eukaryota; Metazoa; Annelida; Polychaeta; Sabellida; Oweniidae
Source: the annotation of a GenBank genome assembly